Molecule: messenger RNA, 840 nt
Organism: Suillus subalutaceus
Lineage: Eukaryota; Fungi; Basidiomycota; Agaricomycetes; Boletales; Suillaceae
Exons: 1
Coding region: 1-840 (279 amino acids)
Source: RefSeq, a predicted model, not a curated record
AUGAAUAAGACUGGCAAUGCUGCCCCUGCCCGGAAAGCAGCAAAAAGAACCCCUACCCAGAACCCUAGACCCACUGCACCCUUAGUCCCAGAUGUUGACAGUGGCGUGCUGGACCAUGGAGAGACAGACAAACCAACAAACUCAUUUGUCAUCUCAAAACUACCUAGUGUCAGUGGAGGGAUGGAGAGUAGAGAGAGGGCAGAUGAAUCCAAAAACUCGUUCGUCAUCUCAAAACUACCUAGUGUCAGUGGUCAAGUGAUGAGUGGAGAUAGGAUGGAUGAACCAGCCAACUCAUUUGUCAUAUCAAAACUGCCAGGAGUCAGUAGUGAUGUGAACAGAGUGAGUGAAACAGGCGAACAAACAAACUUGUCCAUCAUCUCAAAACUGCCAAAGGUGGACAGUGCCAGCGGGCUAGCAAACGACAUGAGAUCACUCAAAAAUGCCCCCAUGGGCACGCUCACCAGGGACAACAUAGUGUUACCUAAGGGGGGUGCCUCAAAGGAAGGCCAGGGCGACAUGGUACUCCCGGUAGAUCAGGAUAUUAUGGGCCCUGCCUUAGUACCUGGAAACCAUAAGCCAUCGACGGCUGUUGCAGGCAGAGAAGGCCACUCACCUAUCACCAAAGUCAAGAAAGUGGUUUUGAGAUUGGAUAAACCCCCCACUAAACCACUGGAGGGUGGGAAGGUGACCGAGGAAUCAAACAGUGAAAGCCUACCACCAGGAACAUCCAAAAAUGGUGACAUCAGAAAUGACAUCACCCAGAUAAACAAAGACCCACAACAUGAAGACGAAUCAACAAGCAUUGCCCAGGACCUGUUGUCCACGUCCCCCCCUUGCUAA